Molecule: messenger RNA, 486 nt
Organism: Vollenhovia emeryi
Lineage: Eukaryota; Metazoa; Arthropoda; Insecta; Hymenoptera; Formicidae
Gene: SNRPG
Product: probable small nuclear ribonucleoprotein G
Exons: 4
Coding region: 153-383 (76 amino acids)
Biological process (GO): mRNA splicing, via spliceosome; spliceosomal snRNP assembly
Cellular component (GO): U4 snRNP; U5 snRNP; U1 snRNP
Molecular function (GO): RNA binding
Source: RefSeq, a predicted model, not a curated record
UGGCCGAAGCUUGGAGAAUCGAGCGUGCGUUUAUCCCCUCCAGUGUCCCUAUAUUGUUUGUGAUUUAUGUUAAGUCGCGUUACUUUUGGGUCCUGUUAUUACUGACCGGGGCACGAGAUUCGCCGGGUGUUUUAUCAAGUAAUCGAGCGAAAAUGAGCAAAGCACAUCCGCCGGAGCUGAAAAAGUACAUGGAUAAAAGACUGUCCUUAAAAUUGAACGGCGGUCGACGCGUCGUCGGGAUAUUGAGAGGUUUCGACCCAUUCAUGAACAUGGUCAUAGACGAAAGCGUGGAAGAGUGCAAGGACGGCACUAAAAACAAUAUUGGAAUGGUGGUGAUUCGUGGGAACAGCGUUAUAAUGCUAGAAGCUUUAGAUCGAAUAUAAUGUACACUGCAGUAGACUUAUCUCUAAUAUCUAUAUUUUUAAAUAAAUAAUGGACAACUUUCAAAUAUACACAAGAUGUUACUAGUCUGAUCCUUUGGCAAAU